Molecule: messenger RNA, 2220 nt
Organism: Ostrea edulis (European flat oyster)
Lineage: Eukaryota; Metazoa; Mollusca; Bivalvia; Ostreida; Ostreidae
Exons: 2
Coding region: 669-1994 (441 amino acids)
Source: RefSeq, a predicted model, not a curated record
UUACUUUCUAUUUUUUUCGUUUCUUCAGAUCAGUAGAAUCUACUCUAAGCCCCCAAAAUAUAAAAGAUUAUAUAGAUUAAAGAUAAAUUACAGAAAGAAAGAAAAUUCAUUUUAAGAGUUACUCUCCUGUAAAAUUCCGCUGUGUUCCACAACAUAUGUAUACUAUCAUUUCUAAACGUCAAUCAAAUUCUUUUAAUAUGUGUGUACAAACUAUUAGAUUUUUUUUACUGAUAAACGCUACAUUGUGAACAGUUAUAUCUCACUUAAAUUGUCCAUACGUGUAUAUCACCUUAAAUAUUCAAUUCAAAACAUUUUAAUACUUGACCAACCAGUCCGACUAUCAGUUUUAAAAAAAAAAAAACAACGUUAAUCGCCUCCGCCUUUAUAUGGCAUGGCCUGUAGGAAAUGUUGAUCCGAGUAUUGGCAAUAUUAAAUAUCACAACAAGAGGGUCGUUUACGCCAAAUACCUGUUUGCAUUAUACGAAGGGGGCUUAUAUUUCGCUGAACCAAUCGUUGUUGUUAAAUAUCACGGCGCGGUUCCCUAUGUCAAUAGAACGAGUAAACUAUGUAGAUGACCGAAUAUUUAACACUUAAAAGGAAAGGAAUUGAAAUGGCGACAUCUGUCAGCAUGCUGAGAAGUAAAAUAAAAGAACAAAGUCAUGUGAAUAAUGGCAGACUCCACUCAUACACAGCUCAGCCAAAGUGAAGACGACAACGCGAUAAAACCGCCACCACAGAAAAACUCAAAAGUCGACGAAUUCUUGUGUCGAAUCAACGAUACCUACUGCCAGUCGAAAGCUGACCAGAUUCUGAGACUGUUAAGAGACCAAGAGGACCUCAAUUUCCGAUUUAACGAUUGUGAUUUACAUAGUGAAGACUCGAACGAUUCAGACUGUCUAAGUGACAGCUCCGUGAAGGAAACUGAGCAGAGACUCGUUGCUCGACUUGCCCUCCAUAAACAAAGAGGCGCGAGGUCGAAAACUUCUAUGGGAUUUUAUAACGAUACGGAACGGAUAGACAAAUUUAACUAUAGUUCUGACGAGGACGAUAUCGUGAUGGAGGAAAGACCGAACACAAGGAUAAACCGCCCGAAAUCUAGCUAUGUUCGACGUAGAACAAAUACACAUGAAGACUCUACAGAUGAAAAUUUCGAAGAUGAUUUUAUCGAGUCUAGUGUCCAAAGACGAUGUCGUUCAACUCGACCUCAUUCGAGACUUGGAAAUCGAGGAGAAAUUCAUCGAAGUAGUGUUCUUCAGGAAAAUCCCUGCAACAUUCAUGCACCACCGGCAUCUCCACAAGGAGAUCUCAUUGAUGAAACUAAUUAUGACAAAUACGCUCAUACUAGAACUUCAGGGAAUUUCGCUGGUGGUCUGCAAAGACCAAAAUCUCGGAUUAAAGGAUUCUGUGAUACCAAGCAGACUAACGAAAUGAUACCUCAUGCACUAGAGAGACAGAAAACCGUGCAUGAUAUAACAACUGCACACACCUACUCAAGUGACGAGGCGAAAGACGAAUUCACAACAUCUACUCGUCUUCGGCAUCGUCGUCAGCAGUUUCGGCAAGCAAAGACCAGACGUCCAACCUCUGAAAACGUGUUUCUAGUCCGCCAAAGAACCGAGGCAAGAAUGCUACAGACUCAAAACAAUAGUGUACGCCCCAAUUCCGAAAAACCAAUUCUGCAACAGACCAAAGCCUCAAAGAAAGUUUUAUCAAUAGACACAAAUCCUCUCCAGGCCGCUCAAAAUGGCGGCUUCCAAGCUGCUCCAUCGUCUCUGCAGUCUUCUCAAUCAAAUCCGUACCCCUACGGAGUGUCUCAACCCAGACCAGCAUCAAGAAGGAACCACGGGCGACAGGAUAUUUCUCUGAAUGCGAUGGGUAAUGGAGUGCGCAAUACCGGAAGGCCAAUCGGAGUGAUGAAAUUACCACCUUUAGACCCUGCAGUGGCAAAGCGUGCUGAGCGGAUUGUUCUGGCCGCCAGAGAAACCUGUGCCUAGUGCAUUUUAAGUUUUCGUUGUUAAAUAGUUUGGAUAUGCAUUUCAAUUACUUGACAAUAACUUUCUGUUGAUGUGAUUGUGGUCAAUGAGUAUUUUAUAAUUACUCUACUGCAAUGCACUUUUCCUCCGUUUCGCGCGGAAUUUUUUAAAUUUCUUUUAGUGUUAAAUGUAUGAUUGUUCAUUGUUUCCAGGACGAAGCAUAUGGCUAUUAAAUAAACCAAAUAUU